Molecule: messenger RNA, 1170 nt
Organism: Procambarus clarkii (red swamp crayfish)
Lineage: Eukaryota; Metazoa; Arthropoda; Malacostraca; Decapoda; Cambaridae
Source: RefSeq, a predicted model, not a curated record
AUGGGAGAGAAAGCCUGUAAGACAUGUAGCAUGGGAGAGAAUGCUUGCAAGACAUGCAGCAUGGGAGAGAAAGCUUGUAAGACAUGCAGCAUGGGAGAGAAUGCUUGUAAGACAUGCAGCAUGGGAGAGAAAGCCUGUAAGACAUGCAGCAUGGGAGAGAAAGCUUGUAAGACAUGCAGCAUGGGAGAGAAUGCUUGUAAGACAUGCAGCAUGGGAGAGAAUGCUUGCAAGACAUGCAGCAUGAGAGAGAAUGCUUGUAAGACAUGCAGCAUGGGAGAGAAUGCUUGUAAGACAUGCAGCAUGGGAGAGAAUGCUUGUAAGACAUGCAGCAUGGGAGAGAGAGCCUGUAAGACAUGCAGCAUGGGAGAGAAUGCUCGCAAGACAUGCAGCAUGGGAGAGAAUGCUCGCAAGACAUGCAGCAUGGGAGAGAGAGCCUGUAAGACAUGCAGCAUGGGAGAGAAUGCUUGCAAGACAUGCAGCAUGGGAGAGAAUGCUCGCAAGACAUGCAGCAUGGGAGAGAAUGCUUGCAAGACAUGCAGCAUGGGAGAGAGAGCCUGUAAGACAUGCAGCAUGGGAGAGAAUGCUCGCAAGACAUGCAGCAUGGGAGAGAAUGCUCGCAAGACAUGCAGCAUGGGAGAGAGAGCCUGUAAGACAUGCAGCAUGGGAGAGAAAGCCUGUAAGACAUGCAGCAUGGGAGAGAAAGCUUGUAAGACAUGCAGCAUGGGAGAGAAUGCUUGUAAGACAUGCAGCAUGGGAGAGAAAGCCUGUAAGACAUGCAGCAUGGGAGAGAAAGCUUGUAAGACAUGCAGCAUGGGAGAGAAAGCUUGUAAGACAUGCAGCAUGGGAGAGAAAGCUUGUAAGACAUGCAGCAUGGGAGAGAAUGCUUGUAAGACAUGCAGCAUGGGAGAGAAAGCCUGUAAGACAUGCAGCAUGGGAGAGAAAGCCUGUAAGACAUGCAGCAUGGGAGAGAAAGCCUGUAAGACAUGCAGCAUGGGAGAGAAUGCUUGUAAGACAUGCAGCAUGGGAGAGAAUGCUUGUAAGACAUGCAGCAUGGGAGAGAGAGCCUGUAAGACAUGCAGCAUGAGAGAGAAACCUUGCAAGACAUGCAGCAUGGGAGAGAAUGCUUGCAAGACACAAAGAAAGACACAUGAAUUAGACACUCCAUCUUAA